AUGAACAACGACUCAGACUACUACGGACAACAGUCGCAGUACCGUGGCAACGAUAGGCAGGACCUAGAUAGACGCUACGAUCUGUUCCGAGACCGUGGAAGAGGCGGAUACCGAGGAUCCAGGGGUUACAAUCUGCAAGGUCCUUCUCGAAACUCAUCUUACUCUGGAAGAGGCGGCAGCGGUCGUCCGAGAGGCAACUAUCAGAAUAGUAGAGAGUCGUAUGGUCAUGGUAGAGAGCUGGGCUCCUAUCAUGGCGAGAAUGGAUCAACACGGGGUUACUACAAGGACCAUAGAGAUUCCGUAGAUGGUCGUGACCACAGGGAUCGAGAAUAUAGAGAUCAGCGCGAGCAAAGAGGUCUGAGAGAUCAUCAGGAUUAUGAUCCACGUGACCGUGAAGAGCCCACAUCUAGUCAUGAUUACCGAGGUCUGAGAGAUCAAAGAGACCAAAGAGAUCAAAGAGAAUACAGAGAUCGGAGAGACUCAAGAGACCAGAGGGAGUAUAGAGAUCAAAGAGACCCCAGAGACCAAAGAGACCAAAGAGAUCAAAGAGACCCCAGAGAUCACAGAGACGAUCAGGGCAGAGAUCCCUAUCAACAACGAAGAAGUUACAGUGAUGCCCGUGAGAACCAUCGUCCACACAACGGAGCUCUGGAAAGGCCCUUCAAUUCAAGAGAACAUUCAGGCUCCAUAGAGCCCCGAGGAGAGAGAUCAGACGAGACGCCUCGGCGCCGGGAGCAGGACCGGCCAGAUACGAAGUUUGACCGUGGCCAUCCUAAGAUCCGUAAUGAUAGUCUCCGAAAUGGAUCUCUGUCGCCAUACACUGAAGCUACGCGACCAAGCAAUCCCUGGGUUUCUAUAUUGGGCAUUAAAGAUCUGAAAGCUGUGGCCCAAAUGGAAAGUAAUUAUCGAGAGGAGGCCAUAAUCAAUGAGAAGCUUGCCAAGCUACAAGCUGAAACAAUCAAGCUUGAGUGCACGCUUUCCACUUUCGACCUCUACGCGAAGAGAGACGCCAUCAAUGUUGAGUUGUGUUCUGAAAAACUAGAAGAAUUCUCGUACAUCUAG
Messenger RNA from Australozyma saopauloensis, 1062 nucleotides. RefSeq lists its product as uncharacterized. NCBI's taxonomy places the organism in Eukaryota, Fungi, Ascomycota, Pichiomycetes, Serinales, Metschnikowiaceae. The coding region runs from base 1 to 1062 and encodes 353 amino acids. The transcript has a single exon. The record is from RefSeq and is a predicted model, not a curated record.